UUUCUUUUUUUAACCUUAUCUCUUUCUCGGUGCGGCUGGUAGCUUUUUCUUUUUCUCUGUCUAUUUUUUUUUAUUUUUUAUGAGUGCGGCUGGUGGCUAACCCAACUCCAAAAGCUGACGCUCAAUCGGACAUUUCAGCUUUUACGUAGCAUUAGGCGAGUCGAUAGCUGACCAUCGGCUGUCGAUAUUCUUCCUGUUAAUUGUGAAUGGCCGCUUCUUCGUCUUCCUCAUGGAAAUACGACGUCUUCCUGAAUUUCAGAGGCGAAGACACUCGCAAGAUCUUCGUCGGUCAUCUCUACAGUGCUCUGCGUCGGAAAGCAAUCAACACCUUCAUCGACGCCGAAGAGCUCAGAAAAGGCAACGACCUUUCGGAACUCCUUGCGGCUAUCGAGUCGUCGAGGCUUUCGAUCGUGGUUUUCUCCCAGGACUACGCUUCUUCGACGUGGUGCUUGAAAGAACUGGUCAAAAUCCUGGAGUGCAUGGAUGCAAAGAAGCAGAUAGUGGUGCCGAUUUUCUACCAAGUUGAUCCAUCUGAAGUUCGUAAGCUCAAGAGAAGUUUUGCAGAAGCUUUUCCUCAAAACGAAGGUGAAUCGAGCGCCGAAAUGAAAGAGGUGGAAAGCUGGAGGUCCGCGCUAACCAGAGCUGCCAAUUUAUCCGGCUGGGAUUCGCGAAAAUACGAGGAUGAUGCCAAGCUUAUUGAGGAAAUUGUGGAUGAUAUAUUUGAGAGAUUGAUCGAAAUCUCGUCAAGCAAAGAUAAUGGAUUGAUUGGAAUGGAUUCUCAUAUGCGUAAAAUGCAUUUAUUGUUAUAUCCUGAUCCUCCUGGGUUGCAUAAGGAUGGUGCUCGUAUUGUCGGAAUAUGGGGUAUGGGUGGUCUAGGCAAAACAACUAUCGCUAGAGCUAUUUAUGAUGAAAUCGCUUGUCAAUUUGAAGCUUGUUGCUUUCUUGACAAUGUCAAGGAGGGUUUCAAGAAUCAUGGCGAACUACAUAUGCAGACACAACUUCUAUCAACUAUCUCGAAUAACAAGGUGGUGAGUUCGGACAUUUUGAGUAAAGGUUUCAAGGUGAUGUUGAAGAGCCUAGGUCAGAGAAAAGUUCUAUUUGUUGUUGAUGAUGUGAACAAAUUAGACCAAAUUGAAGCUUUACUAGGAAAGCAACAUUCCUAUGGUGGUGGUAGUAGAAUCAUUAUAACAACGAGAGAUUUGCAAUUACUAAGUGGAGCUAAUGCGAUCUAUAAGCCUGAGAUUUUCAGUGAUUCCGAAGCUCUGGAGCUCUUUAGGAAGCACGCCUUCAGAACAAACCAACCCACCUUAAAUUAUGAUCAGCUGAUUCAGCUCUCAAGGCGUGUCUUACACUACGCUCAAGGUCUGCCUUUAGCACUCAAAGUCUUGGGAGCUUUUCUUCAUAACAAAACUGUACGCCAGUGGGAAGAUGUGUUAGAAAAAAUAAGGAAAAUCCCACAAAGGGGAAUUAAUGAUGUGCUUAAAACAAGCUUCGAUGGACUCGACGAAACAGAGAAGGACAUCCUUCUAGAUAUUGCAUGUUUCCUUAAAGGAAUGAAAAAAGACCAUGCAACUGCAAUUCUGGACAGCUGUGGUUUCUAUCCUCAUACUGGAAUAGGAGUUCUAAUCGACCAAGCUCUCAUAUCUGUCUCGGAGGAGGGGCAACUGGAGAUGCAUGAUUUACUAGAGGAAAUGUGUCGGGAAAUCGUUCGCCAAGAAUCUAUCAAAGAGCCUGGGAGAAGAAGUAGGUUGUGGAGUUAUGAAGAUGUUCAUCAUGUGCUGACUCAAAAUACAGCUACAGAAGCAGUUGAAGGCAUAAUCCUGGAUUCAGCAAUCUUUAAAGAGGGAUGCUCAAAUACCGAAGCUUUUGUUAGUAUGAAAAAACUAAGACUGCUCAUGAUCCAUGAUGGCGCUUAUACUUACACCAAGGACUUUGACAAAUAUGGGUUUGUAUCCAAGGAUUCAUUUGACAGUCACACUUCAAGUGAAGCAGAAGAUGAGUUUACAUUGGGGGAUUCAUUUGACCAUCGAGCUCCACAUGAUUGCUUCAUAAAACGCUGGAUUGCAGACUUAAAGUUCCAAUGUUCUCAGUUGAGGUGUCUCCUCUGGCGUGGUUGCCCCCUCAAGUCUUGGCCAUCCAACUUUCAGUUCAAGAAUCUUGUAAACCUUGACAUGAGCAAUAGUUGCAUCGAACAACUUUGGAAAGGAGCCGAGCCUCUGGAAAAUUUGAAAUUCAUCGACUUAAGUAAUUGUAUAUACCUUAAGAAAACCCCCGACUUCACAAAGGCUACAAGUCUUGAGGAACUAAAUCUCAAAGGUUGUACAAGGUUAUAUGAGGUUGACCCAUCCAUUUCAGCUCUGAAAAACCUUGUUAUAUUGAAUCUAGGAGUCUGUCACAAACUCAAGAGCCUGCCGAGCAUCAGUCAUAUGGGAUCUCUUCAAACCCUUAAUCUUUCUUGUUGCUCAAACUUUGAGAAGUUUCCAGAGAUUUCAGAUGCUAUGGAGAAUCUAGCAGAGUUAUAUUUAGAUGGGACUGCCAUUAAAGAACUGCCUUCGUCAUUUAAUAAACUCACGGGCCUUACUGUUUUGAACCUAUCUUGGUGUCGAGAACUCAAGAGCCUGCCGAGCAGCAUUCAUUUGGGAUCUCUUCAAACCCUUAAUCUUUCUGGUUGCUUAAACCUUGAAAAGUUUCCAGAGAUUUCAGAUGUUAUGGAGAAGCUAUCAGAGCUUCGUUUAGAUGGGAUUGCAACUAAAGAACUGUCUUCGUCAAUUAAUAAACUCACAGGCCUUACUAUUUUGAACCUAAGAGGCUGUCAAGAACUCAAGAGCCUGCCGAGCAGCAUUCAUUUGGGAUCUCUUCAAACCCUUAAUCUUUCUGGUUGCUUAAACCUUGAAAAGUUUCCAGAGAUUUCAGAUGCUAUGGAGAAUCUAGCAGAGUUAUAUUUAGAUGGGACUGCCAUUAAAGAACUGUCUUCGUCAAUUAAUAAACUCACAGGCCUUACUAUUUUGAACCUAAGAGGCUGUCGAGAACUCAAGAGCCUGCCGAGCAGCAUUCAUUUGGGAUCUCUUCAAACCCUUAAUCUUUCUGGUUGCUCAAACCUUGAAAAGUUUCCAGAUGUUUCAGAUGUUAUGGAGAAGCUAUCAAAGUUUUAUUUAGGUGGGACUGCGAUUAAAGAACUGCCUUCGUCGAUUAAUAAACUCACGGGCCUUACUGUUUUGAACCUAUCUGGGUGUCGAGAACUCAAGAGCCUGCCGAGCAGCAUUCAUAUGGGAUCUCUUCAAACUCUUGAUCUUUCUGGUUGCUCAAACCUUGAAAAGUUUCCAGAUGUUUCAGAUGUUAUGGAGAAGCUAUCAAAGUUUUAUUUAGGUGGGACUGCGAUUAAAGAACUGCCUUCGUCGAUUAAUAAACUCACGGGCCUUACUGUUUGAACCUAUCUGGGUGUCGAGAACUCAAGAGCCUGCCGAGCAGCAUUCAUAUGGGAUCUCUUCAAACUCUUGAUCUUUCUGGUUGCUCAAACCUUGAGAAGUUUCCAGAUAUUUCAGAUGUUAUGGAGAAGCUAUCAGAGCUUUAUUUAGAUGGGACUGCCAUUAAAGAACUGCCUUCG
Pyrus x bretschneideri (Chinese white pear) is the source of this 3604-nucleotide messenger RNA. Its product is annotated as disease resistance protein RPV1-like. Gene Ontology annotation, biological process: signal transduction; defense response. Lineage: Eukaryota; Viridiplantae; Streptophyta; Magnoliopsida; Rosales; Rosaceae. The coding region runs from base 207 to 3428 and encodes 1073 amino acids. The transcript is spliced from 4 exons. The record is from RefSeq and is a predicted model, not a curated record. Gene Ontology annotation, molecular function: ADP binding.